Mauremys reevesii (Reeves's turtle) is the source of this 1571-nucleotide messenger RNA. RefSeq names its product zinc finger protein 239-like. The record is from RefSeq and is a predicted model, not a curated record. The coding region runs from base 274 to 1371 and encodes 365 amino acids. Gene Ontology annotation, biological process: regulation of transcription by RNA polymerase II. Lineage: Eukaryota; Metazoa; Chordata; Testudines; Geoemydidae. The transcript is spliced from 3 exons. Gene Ontology annotation, molecular function: DNA-binding transcription factor activity, RNA polymerase II-specific; RNA polymerase II cis-regulatory region sequence-specific DNA binding.
AGCAGCUGCUGCUUCCCUCCUCUCCUCUCUACAGUAUCUGCCUUAUUUAAAGACCCUUCUGUUACUAGCCAAGCUGGGGACUGUCACAGGCUGUAACUAGCCUCUUAGGGGAAGCCCCGGACUCUGCAAACACUAACUCCUGAGCCGGAGACUCCAGGAUUUCCCAUUCCCAAACAAGACAUGAUCUCCAGCCGGGAAUGAGAGGAAGAGCCUAAUCUCCAGAGCUGCGAUGAAAAGGAGACGCUGAGUGGCACCUGCGCAGGUGAUGGGAUUAUGAGUGAGAAUGAGGAGUAUGCCUACCAGGAAGGUCCUGAGUUAAUGGAACCAUGUGGCACAUUAUCAGGAAUACCCCAAAGGAAUAUUUCCCAGAGUCCUAAGCAAAGCAAAGCUUGUGAGGGUCAGCACAAAUCAGAAAGGCGUCAGACAACUGCUGCAGAGAAGAGACAAGGUAAAUCAACUGCUUGUGAAAGAGGUUUCGGGAAAUUGCCAGACAUUGACCAGCUGGGAAACCCCACUAUGGGGAGAUCAGCAAUAUGUGAUGACUGUGGGAAAAGCUUCAGGGUGAGCUCAAACCUCAGACAGCAUCAGAGAAUCCACACAGGAGAGAAACCCUUUGGAUGUGCCGAGUGUGGGGAAAGCUUCCGGCAGCGCUCGCACCUUAUUCAGCAUCAGACAAAGCACACGGGGGAGAGACCUUAUGAAUGUACCGAGUGUGGAAAAAGCUUCACUGUGAGCUCAAACCUUAUUCGUCAUCAGAUAAUCCACACUGGAGAAAAACCCUAUAAAUGUGCCGAGUGUGGCAAGAGCUUUAGUGGGAACUCACAGCUUAUCCAGCAUCAGAGAGUCCACACAGGUGAGAAACCCUACGAAUGUGGUGACUGUGGGAAGAGCUUUAGUGUGAGCUCAGCCCUUACUCGUCAUCAGCGAACCCACACUGGCGAGAAACCUUAUGAAUGCACCGUGUGUGGGAAAAGCUUCAGUCAGAGCUCAGACCUUAUGAAACAUCAGAGAAUUCACACAGGAGAGAGGCCCUACGAAUGCACUGACUGUGGGAAGAGCUUCUGUGUGAGCUCUCAUCUUAUUCAGCAUCAGAGAAUCCACACAGGAGAGCGCCCCUAUGAGUGUGCCGAUUGUGGGAAAAGCUUCAGUCAGAGCUCAGACCUUAUGAAACAUCAGAGGAUCCACACAGGGGAGAGACCAUAUGAAUGUGCUGAGUGUGGAAAGAGCUUUAGUUGGAGCUCAGCACUUAUCAAACAUAGCAGAAUUCACACAGGGGAGAGACCCUAUGAAUGCGCCGGGUGUGGGAAAAGCUUCAGUCAGAGUUCGCACCUUGUUCAGCAUCAGAGAAUCCACAUGGGAGGGAAUCUCUGAGACUGGGAUGAGAAUGGGGAAGGCUUUGUGUCAGAUAUCCCUCCCAACAGAUAGAAGCCAAGUGUGUUUCUUUGGGCCUGUACGGCUCUGACCUGUUCAUAGAGAACGAGAAGUGGAUUGUUGAGGAUGGAGUGUAGUUAGACAAAGAGGAAAGGUUGGUGCAGUGAGAUAAGUCAUAUAGAGGAAUGUGUGGUGGGAGC